Oncorhynchus mykiss (rainbow trout) is the source of this 4090-nucleotide messenger RNA. Its product is annotated as TBC1 domain family member 5. The record is from RefSeq and is a predicted model, not a curated record. Gene Ontology annotation, molecular function: GTPase activator activity. Lineage: Eukaryota; Metazoa; Chordata; Actinopteri; Salmoniformes; Salmonidae. Gene Ontology annotation, biological process: activation of GTPase activity.
AUAUUACCUCCCUAGUCACAUGUUCUAUCAGCUGUGCACCAGCAUAUCCGCCUGUUUCGCGACUGUUUACAAUCAGAAGACAGACAGACCAGAAUGGGGAACCCCGCAUGAGCAGAACUGAUACGCCUUCAUCUGUCGUGAGUCUAAGCUGAGGAGAAACACAUUGUUGUGACUAUAAAUCCUCCUGCUCUUGCUCUGGUGUGUUCAGUUACUCCAUGGUUCUGUUGGGUGGGUGUCAUGCAGCACCCUAACUUUGAGACUCACCACCCUCUCCAGCCAGAGGGAGAGCAGGAGAUAGGUUUUGACCCGCUCCACAACUUAAACAGGAAUCUCAGCCGUGGAGGAUCUCUGGAUAGUAGCACUUUGUCUGAGUCCACUUUCCUCUCCUACAGGAAAGAAUGGGAUGACUUGUUUCUGAACAGUAAUUACCUGACCAGGAUCCGUCAGGCAGGCAUCAACGGUCGAUUGCGGAGCAGCCGAUUCCGCAGUGUGUGCUGGAAGUUGUACCUGGAGGUCCUUCCUGAGGAUAAGAGCCAAUGGAUCAACAAGACCAAGGAGUUACGAUCCCAGUACGAGAAGAUCAAAGAGCGACACAUCACCAACCCCCGUAAGGCUGCAGGCCAGCAGGACUUGGUGGUCAACAACCCACUCUCACAGGACGAGGGGAGCCUGUGGAACAAGUUCUUCCAGGACAAUGAGUUGAGAGGGAUGAUCAAACAGGAUGUUAUGAGAACGUUUCCUGAGAUGCGUUACUUCCAAGAGGAGGACGUAAGGACCAAGCUGACAGACAUCUUGUUUUGUUACGCCCGAGAGAAUGAACAGUUACUGUACAAACAGGGAAUGCAUGAGUUGUUGGCUCCUAUUGUGUUUGUCCUACACUGUGACCAUCAGGCCUUUCAGCACGCCAGCGAGACCGCCCACCCCAGUGAGGAGUUGAUGUCUCUACUGAAUCCUAUGUUCCAGGAGCAUGAUGCCUAUGCCAUGUUUUCCCAGCUGAUGGAGACAGCAGAACCCUGGUUCUCCAGCUUCCAGAGGGAAGUCAGAAGGGGAAAGGAGGAAAUGCUAACCAGCAUGCCGUUCGCCCGGCCGCAAGACUUGGGGCCGUCUGUUGCCAUAGUAACCAAAGUGAACCGCAUCCAGGACCAGCUGGUGAAAAAGCACGAUGUGGAGCUGCACAUGCACGUCAACCGCCUGGAGAUCGCCCCACAGAUAUACGGCAUUCGCUGGGUGCGCCUGCUUUUUGGCCGUGAGUUCCCCCUGCAGGACCUGUUGGUGGUGUGGGAUGCCCUGUUCGCUGACAGCAUCACUCUAGACCUGGUGGACUAUGUCUUCGUAGCCAUGCUGCUCUACAUCAGAGAUGCCUUGAUAGCGAGUAACUUCCAGACCUGUCUGGGCCUUCUAAUGCACUACCCACCUAUAGGAGACAUCCACACCCUACUACACAAGGCUUUGUUCCUCCGAGACCCCAAGAACAAUCCUCGGCCGGCCAACUACCAGUUCCAACAGAAUCUGGACUAUUACAAGACCAGAGGGGCAGACCUGGUCAACAGCACCCAUGCCAAGACGGCUCCUCUCAACAUCAACAAAGUCUCCAGCAGCCUGCUCAGCUUUGGGAGGAAGCUCAUCGCCCCAGCCAUAUCAGGGGGUGUUGCCAGUGUUAUCUCUCCAAUCAACAGCGAGAUUCGUUCUGCCCCCUCCCCCCUCACUGCAGCCCCCCGCCCCCAGGCCGAGCCCCUGUUCUCUGGCCAUGCCCCCCUGCAGACACACUCCCAGUCCCAGCACCAGCGCCUACUGAAGUCUGAGAGCAUGCCAGUCUACCUGAGCCAAGGCCAAACCUCCAGGACAGUUAGCUCCUCCCCCAGCAUAGAAAGUCUCUCUGGGGGACAGGGUCACACCACAGCGUCCCCGCCCCUUCCCGUCUCCAGGGGAAGUGACAUCAGCACCUUGUCCCCACCCCUCUCAGCCACCAAGAAGGACUCCUUCUUCAACAUCACUCGCUCCCACAGCAAGACCAUGGGCAAGAAAGAGGCCGAGGAGGAGUUGGAGGCCCAGGUGUCCUUCCUGCAGGGUCAGAUCAAUGACCUAGAGGCCAUGAGCAAGUACUGUGCCAAGAUGAUGAACACACACAUUGGUAGGAUCCAGGAGGUGAUCCUACAGGAGCACCUGGAGAAAGAGGAUGAGGUGUUGGUGUCACUGGCUGGACUUAAACAGAUCAAGGACAUCCUGAAGGGAGCUCUGCGUUUCAACCAGAGCCUGCUGGAGACUGAGGAGAACGAGGAGAUCACCAUCGCUGACGACCACUAUGACCACGCCUCUGCCGCACAGCAGCAGCACGCCAACAGUCACCAUGAAGACCAGCCUUACCUGGCCGCACCACAGCGUGGUGAUGGAGAACAGGAGGAAGAAGAGCGGGAGCAAACCCCACCAGAGCAACAGACUUCUCCCCCAGAGUCCUCCUCUCUGUGUGUGGGCUCGGAGGGGAGGAACUGGGAUGAGUACAUUCUGGUCUCGCAGGACGGAGAGCUGCCGCCCACCGGGGGAGGGGUGGAGAGGACCCCUCCAAUCAGACAGCUCCACAGCUCGGUCAGGGUGGAGCCGUUCCAGGGUGCAGCGUCAGGUUCCUCCAGCCCAGACGAGGGCAGCAUUCACAGCAAAGACUCAGACUUCGCCAUGGUCAACUCCCAGGACCUGUGAGCGAUUGGACUUUACUGAUCUGGGUGGGAGUUACCACUAACCAGAGAUCUAGGAUCAGUUUAUCUACUCCCUAAUCACCCACCUUAACCAUUUGGAGGGAUUCAUCCCAACCUGGAGGAUAUGCUGCCCCACACGGGAAAACCAACUCGCCACUGCUGGAUCGGACUAUGGCAGCCUACCGUUAGGCUGUCGCCAAUACCUUAACCUACCUGCUCUGUAUUCCUUCAUGAAUACCAUAGAUCUCUCUUAUGCCUAUAGCCUCUUCUCCUGAAUGCUAGGGACUUAGUGCUUAUCCAACCCCAUCUGACUUUAAUGGUGAUACCCAUUUCUGCCACAUGAGGGUGCUACAAGACAGUUCACCACAGGCUACCCUCAGGAACUGGAAUUCAUAGUGCAUUUAUCAGUGUGGGGGAUGCCUUUCCCUUCUCGGUAUGUAGUAAUGGUAGGGGAGUUGUCUGUACCAUACCUCUGUCUAUCUAAAGAGCUUAUCUUGUCUUACCUCCAUUCACCGCCUCUGAUUGUCCUUUAACUGUUUCGAGGUAGAAGUUGCUCCUAACCAAUCGGCAGUCCUACACCUUCCAUUAGGGUGGAUGGUACAAUAUCUGAUCCUGUAUCAGUUGUUAGGAGGCAACUUCUACCUACUCUUAACCAGUGCCUGGAAACCAUUGACAGAUUAACUGAUUCUCACUUCUUCUUUACAUUUUGUUUAAAGAUACAAUUUUAACCCAAAACAGCUGCAGUAAUGUGAAAUUAUUAAAUUAAGGAAAACAGGCUUUAAAAAAAAUCAAUUCCAUGUAAUAAGAUUUCAUUAUUUCUGAUGUCCUUGUAUUUAUCUCGCUUCCUAGAGUAGCCAAGUAAAGCAUUGCACACACGAGGGAUGUCCCUACAGCAGAGAGAUGAUUAUCUAUAGACCAAUACAAUGCUCGUUACAGUAUGCCUGUGUCAUGUUGAGGGGGAGAGAAUGGCUUUUCAACAGGACAGUAUACAAGUGCCAGCAACAUGCUGAAUUGAGUACAACUAAUAUUUAAAUUAGCAAUGCUAACUAAAAACACUAACAACAUGCAGUGAAAGGUAAACAAUGCUCAUAAGUGGAGGCUGCUGAGGGGAGGACGGCUCAUAAAUGGCUGGAAUGGAGUGCAAUGAAUGGUAUCAAACACAAACAUGCUUGAUUCCAUUCUGGCCAUUAUGAGCCUUCCUCCCCUCAGCAGCCUCCACUGUUGUAAGUGACAUUUUAAAAUGCCAGUGGAUAUCCAAUACUUUGGCUUCUCUUAGAUGUCAGGCCCUGGUUUUCUGUCUCUCUGUUGACUGCAUGUGUGGCCAGCUGGCUAUCAGUCGAGAAAAUGGUCAAAGUGGUGUGUGUGUAAAAAACAACAAAAAAAACAGGGUUUUAUGAUUU